Molecule: messenger RNA, 939 nt
Organism: Oikopleura dioica
Lineage: Eukaryota; Metazoa; Chordata; Appendicularia; Copelata; Oikopleuridae
Source: the annotation of a GenBank genome assembly
AUGGACUCUGGAUCAAGUUUGGAAUCACCAGUUUGCUCCGUCCGCGCUUCAGUAAUGAUGUACAAUCAAACAGAGAAGCGCUGGUAUCCUUGCUCUGGGAAUGGUAUCUCGCGCGUUUGCAUCUAUCAGCACCCGCAGAAUCGCUCGUUCCGCGUCGUUGGACGAAAGAACGAUACGCAGGAGCUCUCCGUUCAUUGCUCCAUUGUCAGAGGAUUGAUUUACAAUGAAGCAACUGCGACUUUUCAUCAAUGGCGACACAGUGGAUCCGUUUAUGGGCUAAAUUUCUUGUCACAAGAAGAAGCCCAAAACUUCUCGCUUUGGAUGAACAAGUGUCUGGACUACGUGUGCGGCCGAAUAGCGUGGCCUUGCGAGAGCCACGUAAAAGAACUGCGAGUCGCGGAAUCAGCUGCAAAUCAGUUGUCAAAGUUGCAUCUUGAUAAUUCAAGUUCGGCAGUCCAUCAACAACCCGAUAUCAACCAAAAUAUUCACUCCUCGGAAAUGCAAGCAACGCGAACUCCUUAUCAAAGCAGCUCAAGUCAAAUGACCAAAAACAAAGUGACGCUGAAUCCGAGAAAAGAAGAAAAAUCACCGCAACAAGCUCAAGCAGCAGAAAUUGUAACACAACCGAAAGGCAAAGAAAGUACACAACAAAACUUCAGCGAUGAAUUAAAAAGGUGUCUUCAAACGCGCGUGCAAACUACAAACAACCCGACAGAAGUUCAAAACCAAGUUCAAUCGACGAUUCAGCCCCAAGAUUCAAGCUCGGAUUACUCGUCAGAAACCGCUGGUGAAGUUUGCGAAGUCUCCAAAAUGCAGCAAAUGCAGAAAGCCCUGCGCCAGGAACUGUUAGUUUUUCAGGCCGAUUUCUUGAGCCAAAUUCGCGAGAUCGUCCGUUCCGAGAUUCGGAACUCGCGCCUAUCCUCGGACUCGUUCCAUUGA